Paraglomus occultum is the source of this 366-nucleotide messenger RNA. NCBI's taxonomy places the organism in Eukaryota, Fungi, Glomeromycota, Glomeromycetes, Paraglomerales, Paraglomeraceae. The record is from the annotation of a GenBank genome assembly.
AUGUGCCACGGACUCAACCAGGAAAGCCUAUAUCCCGGGCGAGCCUAUGAAACUAUCAAGCCUUUGCUCAAUGAACAAUCAUCUUUUGGUGCUAUUUUUGGUGGUGCAGCUGCGAUGGACUGUCGUCGUCUAUCUAUUCCCUACAAUGAAAGAAGCCCGGCCGAUCAAAUAGCGAAAUUUCAGACACAGAACGACAAAUUUACAGGCAGACAGGCCUUAAAAUUCCGCGUAGAAACUGUCAAAACGCGAAUAGCUACAGCGCCAUUCCGACAUGACCAACGUUUUCUUGACACAUGGAAUCGAGACACAGGAGAUUGUACAGAUAAAGAGAAGAAGAUUUCUUUGAGUGUCAAUGGAAAACCGUAG